Fraxinus pennsylvanica is the source of this 1878-nucleotide messenger RNA. Lineage: Eukaryota; Viridiplantae; Streptophyta; Magnoliopsida; Lamiales; Oleaceae. The record is from the annotation of a GenBank genome assembly.
AUGUCUUCUGGAUUCUCCGGUGGAGGUUCCGACUUCUUCACCGCCGGCGGGAGACCCAUCAUGAACAACCUUAACCCACAACAGCAAGUUUCUUACAGGUCCACUCUCGCCGGGAUUCUACCCGAUCCGGCUUCUCAGAUCAUGCCUUCCCGACGACCGGAUUUGAUAGGAAAACGAUCUCUGGCAGUUUUUCAACAGCAAAGCCUUCUUCAACAGCAACAGAUGCAUAAUCAAAACGGGUUGGGGUUUUAUCUGCGGAACGUGAAGCCCAGACCAAAUUAUCAACAUGCAUCUCCGGUAUCUCCUUUAUCUCUUGUAGAUUUCUCGCCAGUUUCCUCCAUUUCAACAGAAGUCGCCGCAAUUUCGAAUUCCUCGGCGGUAAAUGGAAACCCGCAGUAUGGAGUUCCAAUUCUUCAUCAACUCAGACCACAAAAUAUGAAUAAUGUUCCAAUGGGUUCUUCGUUCCCGAAUCUAGUUCAGAACGGAGCGGACUCGGGUGUAAAUUCGGGUACAGUUUCUGGUCAGGAGUGCUUAUCGAAGCAAGAGUCGGAGAAGAAGCUGAUGAAUCAUCGGUUACAGGAGCUGGAGAAACAGCUAUUGUGCGACGAAGAUGAAUGCGAAGCGGUGUCUGUGGUGACCAACAGUGAGUGGUCUGAUACGAUCCAAAAUCUGAUAAGCCCAACCCAGAAGCCAAUUUCGCCAUCUCCGACUUCUUCUUCCUCGUCAUGUGCAUCCACUUCUGCUUCUCCGCCGCUGCCUUGCCCCAAGCAGAGCAUGAUCGACGCCUCAGUUGCUAUCUCCGAAGGGAAGACAGAAAUUGCAUUGGAAAUUCUCACGCGCCACCGUCAAGUGGCCUACGCAACAGGCACUUCUGAACAGAGGCUCGCCGCCUAUUUAGCCUCCGCUUUGAAGUCGCGCGUGAAUCCCUCCAAUAAUCAAUUGGCGGUGUCGGAGCUGUACACUAAUGAACAUGCUAUCACGACUCAAAUGUUGUACAAUGUUUCGCCGUGUUUUAAGCUCGGAUUCAUGGCAGCAAACCUUGCCAUCCUCGAAGCUACCUCGGAUCAGUCAUUUAACAAGCUUCAUGUCGUGGAUUUUGAUAUUGGGCAAGGUAGGCAGUAUGAGCAUUUACUUCAUGCUCUCGCCGCCAAAAAUGGCGGAAAAAAGGCGGCGGUUUUGAAGAUCACAGCCUUCACGGAUUUUAUGAGCGGCGGCGAAGAGAAGCUGAAGAUAGUUGGAGAGGAACUUAAAGUAUUAGCGAGUAAAAUUGGUGUUUGCUUCAGUUUCUGCAUGAUGAAUUCGAAUUUUCGUGAGUUGACACGGGAGAAACUCGCCGUGGACUCUGAUGAAGCUUUGGCUGUGAAUUUUGCGUUUAAACUUUUUAAGUUGCCGGACGAGAGUGUGACGACGGAGAAUUUGCGCGAUGACCUGCUCCGUCGGGUUAAAGGAUUGUCGCCAACUGUGGUGACGGUGGUGGAGCAGGAAAUGAACGCCAACACCGCGCCGCUGGUGGCGCGUGUCAAGGAGGCCUGCGAGUAUUACGGUGCAUUGUUUGACUCGUUGGACGCGACAGUUUCCAGGGAUAACUCAGACAGAGUCAGAAUCGAGGAGGGACUGGGUCGAAAGAUGUGCAACUCGGUUGCGUGCGAAGGCAGAGAUCGUGUUGACAGAUGCGAGGUGUUUGGCAAGUGGCGGGCCCGGCUGAGCAUGGCCGGGUUUCAAUCCAGACCCGUGAGUCCACACGUUGCGGACUCACUCCGAUCCAAACUCAAUUCAGGGAUACGUGGCAAUCCAGGCUUCACCGUGAAUGAACUUUGUGGCGGCAUCUGCUUUGGUUGGAUGGGACGAACACUCACCGUCGCAUCGGCUUGGCGUUAA